This is a messenger RNA of Argiope bruennichi, 4820 nucleotides long. Its product is annotated as glutathione S-transferase class-mu 26 kDa isozyme 51-like. The coding region runs from base 136 to 801 and encodes 221 amino acids. The transcript has a single exon. Lineage: Eukaryota; Metazoa; Arthropoda; Arachnida; Araneae; Araneidae. The record is from RefSeq and is a predicted model, not a curated record. Gene Ontology annotation, molecular function: glutathione transferase activity. Gene Ontology annotation, biological process: glutathione metabolic process.
UUCGUUUAUCAAAAUACUGCCUCAGCCAAAUUUGUAACCAAAUCGAGCGCAGAAGCUUAACUGCAAACUUUAAAAGGGUGUAUUCUUUACAAUUAUUUUAGAAGCACACCAUAUCAGUGUAUUCUCAUUUUGAUAAUGUCGAAACCUAUCUUAGGAUACUGGGGUAUACCUGGACUAGCUGAACCCAUAAGAUUUCUUCUCCAUUUUAAGAAUGUGAAUUUCGAGGAUAAAAGAUAUUCUUUCGAUGCUCGUUCUGAAUGGGAAAAAAAUAAAUACUCACUAAACUUGGAUUUUCCCAACCUACCAUAUUACAUCGAAGGAAAUGUGAGAUUAACCCAGAGCAACACUAUUUUGAGAUAUCUAGCUGGAAAGUAUGGGCUUGAUGGAAAUACCGAAGAAGAAAAACUUCGAGUUUCUCUGGCAGAGCAACAGAUUUCAGAUUUCCGUGGCAGCUUGAUUCAGCUAAGCUACAGUGAGAACUUUGAAAAACUGAAACCUGGUUUCGUUGCUAAUGUCCCAGCUCAAUUGAAAUUAAUAGCCGAUUUCCUGGGAGACAGAAAAUACUUAGCCGGCAGCUCAGUUACAUAUGCAGAUUUUAUGACCUACAAUGCAAUUCAUUUUUAUCGGUAUCUCAUUCCUAAUAUUCUUGCCGAUUAUCCAACUUUGAAAGAAUACCAAGGAAGAAUCCAAAAUUUACCGGAAUUGCAGAGCUACCUCAAGUCAGAGGCAUACAAGCGUUGGCCCCUUUUUUCUCCUGCUGCUCAAUUUGGGGGAAUAGGACCGGAACCGAAGCAAGAGUAACUGUGCAGUUUUGAAUUAAUAACAAGGCGUAACAUUUUUAAGUGCUUUUUUCCGCUAUUGAUAUGCUUAUAAAUGUAUAAUGCAAUUUUGGCUAUAAGGUAUACUAAAAUUUAGGCUUUUGUUAUUGUUAUUACAGAUAGCUGUGUUGAAAUAACUUUAAUGUUUAUAAAUUUAAUGAAUUUUUAAAAUUUAUAAUGGUAUUAUUAAUAUUUUCUAUCCUUACAACAAUUAUAUAUUUGCAUAAUAUGAUAUGCAUAAAAUUUUGACGAUUGUAAAAACUUUGUAUUCAGAUUUUUUUUUUAAAAAAAAUGUGAUAUUUUAUAGUAUGAAUUUUGGAUCCAUUUAUCAGAGUUGAAGGUAGAAAAUAAAUUAGUAAAAAGUAAAAAUUUUAUUUACUUAUCGACUGCCUUGUUAAAAAAUAAAAAAGUAAUUAGAAAUGGCACUAUUUCAGAGUUUACAGCUGAAUCGGAAAAUCCUACUUUACUUUAAUUUGAAACUCAUCGCUGUAUAUAAUUUUGCUCUAUAUAAAGGAUUUUAAUGAUAAUCUUCAAAUGUGCCCAGUUAAACAACAAUUUUUUGAACUAAGUUGUCGAUAGAAUGGAAUUCUUUAAAUUUCUCUAACAAACCGUGAAAUCGAGAGAAUAGUUCUUGUAAGCUCAAAAACAUUGCCAUAUUCUUAAAUAUAAAAAUUAAAAUGUAGACAAGAAUUCAUUUUUGAUUUUAAAUUUUAGUUGAAACUUCCCAAAUAAUUUUUUUACACAAUUUUAUGUAAUUUGACUUUUAUAUACUAAUUUAAUUUCAUAUUUAUAAUGGUGAUAUUUUUUAUUCAAUUCCUCAUGUAUGCUAUAGUUUUGAAAUUUUUGUUCAUUACCGAAAUUAAUAUUAUAUUUUGAUACUUUUUGGACAUUAUUAUCAAGUAAGUUAAUAAUUUGAAUUAAAUUUUGGUUAUCAAGUAAACUAAUAAUUUGAAUUAAAUUUUGAUUAUCAAGUAAACUAAUAAUUUGAAUUAAUUUUUGGUUAUCAAGUAAACUAAUAUUUUGAAUUAAUUUUUGGUUAUCAAGUAAGCUGAUAAUUUGAAUUAAUUUUUGGUUAUCAAGUAAGCUAAUGGUUAUCAAGUUAAUAAUUUGAAUUAAAUUUUGGUUAUCAAGUAAGCUAAAGGUUGAAUUAAAUUUUGGUUUUAUAUGAAAGUACCAUCUGAAUAGGAAUUGAAAAAAUAACCGAUUACAAAAAUCACAAUAUUUAUUAUAAUGUUAUUGGAAAUAUAAAGAGAUUAAAAAGUGGAAAAUUAAAAGUUUUUGAAAAUACCCUUUUAUUAGCUUACUAUAAAAUAUAAAAUAAUUUUUGUUAUUAGAAAUAUAGAGGUAAAACUGAAAUGUAGUGGUAACAUGCGAAGUGCUGAAAAUAAUACUAUACGGAAAUUAAACUUCAAUGACUGUCAUAAAAAAAGAAUAUUUCUAUAUAUUUUUAAAAAAUUAAAAUGAUAUUAUCAAUGUGAUCAAAAUUCUAAUUUCCAUAAAGGCUCGAUUUUUUUCCCAACGCAAAUGUAGUCCAGAAUGGAAAAUUAAAAGAAAAAAAAAGCAAAAGAAAACUUGUAGAUAUAAAGUUUUAUUUCUAGAAAAAAAAAAAAAAUUCAAUUCGCUUUUUUUUUUUUUUUUUGAAUACAAGUUAAAUUUGAGAAUUUCUUUGCAGUUAAAUCCUACAAUUAAAGAUUAUUCUUACUAAUAAAAGUUAACAAAACUCUGAUGAAAUGUGAAAAAGGUAAUAAACUAUUAAACAUGCACAAAUGUUCUCAUAAAAUAAGUAAAAAUUGAUCAAACAUUUACUCACAUCAAACUAUAAGUAAAAACGAAAUUCAUAAUCGAUCCAAGAAUCUUGAAUGUUUCUGUUAUUCUUAAGAACCAAAAGAGUUUAUUUCCUCAUGUGAUAAGUGUACAUUUUUUAUUAUUUUUAUUGUGAUUUUGAUGUAAAAAAUGCAGUUAUUUUUUUUUAAGUUCAAAAACUAUUGUUAAGCAUAUUUAUUCGACUAUAAAACUUUUUUAUGAAUACUGAUUUUCUUAUAGAUAAUAGUCAUCGAUAGUAAAAAUUUAAUUUGUAGCUGUAUAAUUUAAAUUCUUCCGAUGGAAAGUUUUUUAGGAUUUUACUCUAUAAUAAGAUUUUAAGUUUAUUUCUUCAAUGCUGUGGAUAAAAAAAAAAAAAAAAAAAAAAAAUUACCAUUAUUUUAAUUUUUAUAUCUGGAUUGUUAAUAAAAUUUUUCUGAAAUUCAGUGGGUUUUUUUUAACAUAAAAAUAAUAUGGAAAUAGCCAUAUGAAACGUGUCUCAAUAACUAUUUUCGAAAAAUAUUAAAUCCCUAAUAUCCCCAAUUCAUAGAAAUUCUUAAAAAUGUGUUGAAUGGAAUGAAAUGAAGAAUAUGGUGAUAAAUUAUUUAAGUGGAAUUCAGUUAUCAUCAUUAAAAAAAAUAAUAUGAAAAUUAGUUUAUUUCAAAAAUAGACAAAGUAAAAAUCGUUUUCAUUUUCCUAGAAAUUUUAUUUCGUUAAAUAUUACCCCAGAUGAUUAUAUAAGGUCCAUAAGAUGUUAUUUUUACCCGCAGAAUAACAAAUAUAAAUUCAAAUAAAGCAUAAUUUUUCGUAUGGGCUCUAAACUGGGUUGAAUAACACCAGUCUGAGAACAGCGUAAUUAUAUUCUAUUAUCUGAGUAUAUAUUAGCAAUGAUUUCUUCAGCAUACGAAAUUUUAUGGGCCUUUAAAUGCUCGAUUUGCGAAUGGAACUAAUGAAAAAAAUAUAUAUAUAAAAUGAAUUAUUUAAAUGUUUCAAACUGAUAAGGGAAUAAAUGACUCCUUUAAAUUUUUUUAAGACUUGCCACUUAAUAACGCAUAAAUAAACUUCCGAAACUCUUAAUUUCUGCUGACAUUCAAGGUCAUAUCUUGCCAAAAAGAAAAAGUACAUCUUUAGCAGAUGUUACAGCUUAGGAUUCGAAAUUUUUUUAUGUUGAAUCAAUGGUAUCUUUAUGAUCUUCUGCUUUUUCAAGGGCAAAGGAAAUCGGAUUUAAGAAAGAUGAGCUUUCUAAUCAACCGAAAUAACAACAAAAAAAAUAUCAUAGUAAAGUGUCCUACUUAAGUAUAAAGCAAUCCAAACAGAAACAACUUGAUGCACACGAAUGUUUGAAUCAAAGCGAAAAAAGCAAGCCUUAAGUUCAGGUUAAUCUUGAAUUUAAAAAAAAAAAUAAUAAAUAACUUUUUGCAGCAAUGAUAUUAAAUUGCUUUCAUUCACUAUUAACUGUUUUGCUGUCUUCAUUAUCUGAUUAGGCGAUUCCAUUUCGUGAAUGGGCUAUCUUAUUGUUUCAGUUAAGAAUCCGUACUUUCGUGAUCCACUUCAGGUUUUUAUGAGUUGUAUGUAAUUUUUAUAUCGAAUUAUAGCGUCUUGGAAUAAUUUCGGCUUAUAUGUUUGAAAAGCGGCAAUUCGAUGCUUGUAUAAUAUGCGCACAUGACAAUUAAGGAGCUAAAUUAAUUAUUUUUGAUUUCACGCUUUCAUUUGAAAAUUGUCACCCAGCGAAAGAAACAUUCUAAAACUUUAAAAAAAAUGUGUCUAAAUUUUUCUGAUUUUGCUUGUUUAAACUAUAACAUAGUUUAUUCGUAAGCAAAAUGAAUUCAAAUUUUUCCUAUAUUGUAUUGAUUUUUCUAAUAACAUCUUGUUAAAAUAUCUUUUAUAAUUUGAAUUCAUGUCAUAACAUAUAUGUUUCUGUUAAAAUGUGAAAUAUAUUAUUUCAUAGAAUCAUCCUUUAUUUCAUGAUAUAACUGAAAAACUUUUAACUAUUCUACGAAAUAACGAAUUUCAUAAUGUAAAGGUAACACAUAUAUAAAAUGUUGAUAUUUCUUUCUUUCAUGAGUUAAAAAUAUUCAUGAUUUUUUUUUCUUUGUGUGAGACAUUUGUAGAGUGACACAUUUUUUUAUUGUUGUUCAAUGUAUACUAUAAAAAUAUAUAAAAACUUUUGAACAUAUAAGAUGUAAAUUGUGAUGUUUAUUU